AUGCAAAUUCACCCCGAACUGGUUAUACGUACCCGAAAAGGCUUCCCGUUCCUCAUAUAUAAUUGCCCAGGGACCAUAUAUACUCUCCGCCAGAAUUUUACAAACACACAUGCGGGUGCCGACAUUGAGUGGUUGUUAAAACAAACCGUGGUUAAUCUCGACUUCGAGCUUGAUGUCGUAGAUCCGUAUAAUGUUGCUGCUGCGCUUGCCAUCGCUCAGGAACAGCAUUCUUGGUUUUGCAGAUCCAAUCUGACCUCUCCUAAGAUACUAAAGGUGCAUCUUAUCACGCCGCAUCCCACACUAGCCGCGGUAUAUUUCUACACCGUGGAAGUUCCACUAUGGUAUUUGGAGGCGUUGAUGGACCCCUACUUAAAGGUAGCUGGAAAAGUCCAGAUACUGAAAGAGUUUGUAGAACUUCCGGUUCCUCCAGCUAGUGGCCAGGCAGUUAUAACGACAGGGCCUUUUCUGGAGAAGAUAGGAGAAAUAUUGGGAGAGAUGAGGGCUCUUAACUCAGUCUGA
This is a messenger RNA of Morchella sextelata, 519 nucleotides long. RefSeq lists its product as uncharacterized. The transcript is spliced from 2 exons. The coding region runs from base 1 to 519 and encodes 172 amino acids. NCBI's taxonomy places the organism in Eukaryota, Fungi, Ascomycota, Pezizomycetes, Pezizales, Morchellaceae. The record is from RefSeq and is a predicted model, not a curated record.